AUGGCCGACAAGCAAUCUGCUAUCCUUGAGGAAAUCAAAAAGAACAUUCAGUCCCUCCAUGAGCGCUUCGAUGCUCUUGAGAAGAAGGUCGCCCAAGGUGUCCCUAAGGAACAGCUCCGUAUGGUGAUCAUGGGUCCUCCUGGUGCUGGUAAGGGUACUCAAGCUCCUGCUAUCAAGGAAAAGUUCUGUGCUUGUCACUUGGCUACUGGUGAUAUGCUUCGUGCUGCUGUUGCCGCCAAGACUCCCCUCGGCUUGGAAGCCAAGAAGGUCAUGGAUGCUGGUGGUCUUGUUUCCGAUGAAAUUGUCGUUGGUAUGAUUGAAGAGAACCUUGACAACAACGCUGAAUGCAAGAAUGGUUUCAUUUUGGAUGGUUUCCCUCGCACUGUUGUUCAAGCCGAAAAGUUGGAUGACAUGUUGGAGAAGCGUAAGAAGCCUUUGAACUCGGCCGUUGAAUUGGUCAUUGACGACAACUUGUUGGUCUCGCGUAUCACUGGUCGUUUGAUUCACCCCGCUUCCGGCAGAACCUAUCACAAGGAGUUCAACCCUCCCAAGACUCCUAUGAAGGAUGAUGUCACUGGUGAACCUCUCAUUCAACGCUCCGAUGACAAUGCUGAGACCCUCAAGAAGCGUCUUGACUCUUUCCACAAGUCCACUGCCCCUGUUGUCGACUACUACAAGAAGAAGGGUAUCUGGUACGGCGUUGACGCUUCCCAAUCCCCCAAGGCUGUCUGGGCCUCUCUCAGUGCCAUCUUUGAUAAGACCCUGUAG
Molecule: messenger RNA, 768 nt
Organism: Lichtheimia ornata
Lineage: Eukaryota; Fungi; Mucoromycota; Mucoromycetes; Mucorales; Lichtheimiaceae
Exons: 3
Coding region: 1-768 (255 amino acids)
Biological process (GO): ADP biosynthetic process
Cellular component (GO): cytoplasm; mitochondrion
Molecular function (GO): ATP binding; AMP kinase activity
Source: RefSeq, a predicted model, not a curated record